AUGCCUGUUGGAUCGUGCUUGAUUACAGGUGGCACUGGCUACAUUGGAUCCUUCACCGCCCUCGCAUUGCUCGAGGCCGGCUACAAGGUCGUGAUUGUCGACAACCUCUACAACUCGUCCCCCGAAGUCCUGAACCGAAUCGAGCUCAUCUGUGGAAAGAAGCCGGAAUACUACAAUGUCGACAUCACCGACGAGAAGGCUCUGGACGACGUGUUCGCCAAACACCCCGACAUCGACAGUGUCAUCCACUUCGCAGCGCUGAAAGCGGUCGGCGAGUCCGCCGAGAAGCCUCUCGACUACUACCGAGUCAAUGUCUACGGCACCUUGACGCUUCUCUCCUCCGCCGCCCGGCACAAUGUCACCAACAUCGUCUACUCCUCCUCCGCGACCGUCUACGGCGACGCGACCCGAGUUCCCGGCAUGAUCCCCAUCCCCGAAGAGUGUCCGCUCGGCCCAACGAACCCCUACGGAAACACAAAGUUCACGUCGGAACUCAUGAUUACAGACCACAUCAACGCCGAGCGCGCCAAAGCCGAGAAGAAGGGCGACGCCGACGCCGUCAAGAGCUGGAACGCUGGUCUGCUGCGAUACUUCAAUCCCGCGGGCGCGCAUCCUAGCGGCAUCAUGGGUGAAGACCCGUCAGGGACUCCCUACAACCUCCUCCCUCUGCUCGCACAGGUGGCGACGGGCAAGCGCGAAAAGCUUCUCGUCUUUGGCGACGAUUAUGCAUCUCACGAUGGCACCGCCAUUCGCGACUACAUCCACAUCCUCGACCUCGCCCAGGGUCAUCUGAAGGCUCUGGACUAUCUCCGCCAACACCAUCCGGGCGUGCGGGCCUGGAAUCUGGGAACAGGUCGCGGCUCGACGGUGUUCGAAAUGAUUAAGGCGUUCAGCAAGGCGGUCGGUCGCGAUCUCCCCUACGAAGUCGUCGGCCGUAGACCUGGCGAUGUGCUAGAUCUCACGAGCAACCCGGCACGCGCGAACAAGGAGCUGGGAUGGAAGGCCCAGCGGACCUUGGAGGACGCCUGUGCGGAUCUCUGGUGCUGGACGGAAAACAACCCCGAGGGAUACAGACAACCGCCGCCGCAGAAAUUCCUGGAUGCUUUGAAAAAGAACAACUAG
This is a messenger RNA of Capronia coronata CBS 617.96, 1122 nucleotides long. Its product is annotated as UDP-glucose 4-epimerase. The coding region runs from base 1 to 1122 and encodes 373 amino acids. The transcript is spliced from 2 exons. The record is from RefSeq and is a predicted model, not a curated record. Gene Ontology annotation, molecular function: UDP-glucose 4-epimerase activity. Gene Ontology annotation, cellular component: cytosol. NCBI's taxonomy places the organism in Eukaryota, Fungi, Ascomycota, Eurotiomycetes, Chaetothyriales, Herpotrichiellaceae. Gene Ontology annotation, biological process: beta-D-galactose catabolic process via UDP-galactose, Leloir pathway.